Oncorhynchus tshawytscha (Chinook salmon) is the source of this 2722-nucleotide messenger RNA. Its product is annotated as transcription factor COE1-A. Gene Ontology annotation, biological process: regulation of transcription by RNA polymerase II. Gene Ontology annotation, molecular function: RNA polymerase II cis-regulatory region sequence-specific DNA binding; DNA-binding transcription factor activity, RNA polymerase II-specific. The coding region runs from base 630 to 2492 and encodes 620 amino acids. The transcript has 17 exons. The record is from RefSeq and is a predicted model, not a curated record. NCBI's taxonomy places the organism in Eukaryota, Metazoa, Chordata, Actinopteri, Salmoniformes, Salmonidae.
CUUCCCUCUGGGGUUGGUGUGCUUGUGUUUAGUUCUCAGAGAUAGUCAAAUAGGAUUCCUUUGGGAAGGGACACAAAUCACUCCCAUUUUAACAAGAGGAACAACACGGGAUCGGCAGCCACAAGGGUCCUCCUCUUCUUGAUUUCCAAUUUCUUAUUCAUUUCCAUUUGACAGGGAAUAUCUCUGCAAAAGGAAAACAAAGAGAGAAAGGGAAGAAGAAAAAAACUUGUCAGGGGUUGAUGCCAUUUGAUCUAGCACAAUCUGAAAGCUCUAGUUGAUCCCAUUCUCUAGUUGAUACCAGAGCACACAGAGCAAGUCUCUUUAAAACGGGGGGAUAUCGUCAAAACCUCAAGUGAGAUUCUGUUAAUUUGCACUGUCUUGCGUUUCGCUCGUUUGUCUUCUUAUCACUGUUUGAAGUGCUUUUCGUCUCUGACACACCUGGAUUUCGAUAAGUCGUCUUUGGACUCUUUUCGUCUUUUUCGCUUGGUUUGAAGUAAACAGACAGACUGUCACUGGCAUCAACGCGGACCCAGUACUAGCUCGCGCCCACGUUGUUACCCUCUUUUACCUGUGAUUAGAGAAAACACAUUUUGGGACACUCAAACGGAGAGAGGGAGCGCGAUUUUUUCAUGUUUGGGAUUCAGGAGAGCAUCCAGAGGAGUGGGAGUAGUUUGAAAGAGGAACCCAUCGGAUCCGGUAUGAACGCAGUUCGGACAUGGAUGCAGGGAGCCGGGGUGUUGGAUGCGAACACCGCCGCUCAAAGUGGAGUGGGUCUUGCCCGGGCUCACUUUGAGAAGCAACCGCCGUCAAAUCUUCGGAAAUCCAAUUUCUUUCACUUCGUUUUGGCUCUAUAUGACAGACAAGGACAACCAGUGGAAAUCGAAAGGACGUCUUUCCUCGGUUUUGUCGAGAAGGAAAAGGAAUCCACUGGAGAAAAGACCAACAAUGGUAUACACUACAGACUGCAACUUCUCUACAGUAAUGGCAUCAGGACAGAGCAGGACUUUUAUGUGCGACUCAUCGACUCCAUGACUAAACAGGCCAUUAUUUAUGAAGGUCAAGACAAGAACCCAGAGAUGUGCCGAGUGUUACUGACACACGAGAUCAUGUGCAGCCGCUGCUGUGACAAGAAGAGCUGUGGCAACCGCAACGAGACCCCAUCUGACCCAGUCAUCAUCGACAGGUUCUUCCUGAAGUUUUUCCUGAAAUGCAACCAGAACUGUCUGAAGAAUGCAGGGAACCCGCGGGACAUGCGCCGCUUCCAGGUGGUGGUGUCUACUACGGUCAGUGUGGAUGGACAUGUCCUGGCGGUCUCUGACAACAUGUUUGUCCACAACAACUCCAAACACGGCCGCCGGGCUCGUAGGCUGGACCCCUCGGAAGGUACGCCAUCAUACCUGGAACAUGCAGCUGCCCCCUGCAUCAAAGCUAUCAGCCCCAGUGAGGGCUGGACAACAGGGGGCGCAACUGUCAUCAUCAUAGGGGACAACUUCUUUGACGGCCUACAGGUCAUCUUUGGCACCAUGCUGGUCUGGAGUGAGCUCAUCACACCCCAUGCCAUCCGGGUGCAGACUCCGCCUCGCCACAUCCCAGGGGUGGUAGAGGUGACCCUCUCCUACAAGUCCAAGCAGUUCUGUAAAGGGACGCCCGGACGCUUCAUCUACACAGCUCUGAAUGAGCCCACCAUCGAUUACGGCUUUCAGCGGCUGCAGAAGGUCAUCCCCCGACACCCUGGAGAUCCAGAACGCCUUCCAAAGGAGGUGAUUCUGAAGAGGGCAGCAGACCUUGUGGAGGCUUUGUAUGGGAUGCCCCACAACAACCAGGAGAUUAUUCUGAAGCGGGCGGCGGACAUAGCAGAGGCUCUCUACAAUGUUCCCAGGAACCACAACCAACUGAGCGGCCUGGGCAAUAGCUCCGUCCACGCAGGCAUGAUGGGGGUCAACUCCUUCCCUGGCCAGCUGGCCGUCAAUGUGUCCGAGUCCUCCCAGGGAGCCAAUCAGGGUGAGGGGGCGGGUCGAUACGGGUGUGGCGCUAUCGUCAUAGAAACCGGUUUCAGUCGGAACACGAGCAGCGUGUCUCCACAUGGCUAUGUGCCCAGCUCCACCCCCCAGCAGACUAACUACAGCUCUGUGACCACCAGCAUGAACGGCUACGGCAACACUGUCAUGUCCAACCUGGGAGGAUCCCCCAGCUUCCUCAACGGCAGCGCUGCCAACUCGCCCUACGCCAUCGUUCCCUCCAGCCCCAACAUGGCGUCCUCCACCAGCCUGCCCUCUAACUGUAGCAGCUCUUCUGGGAUCUUUUCCUUCUCCCCUGCCAACAUGGUGUCGGCCGUCAAGCAGAAGAGCGCCUUCGCUCCCGUGGUGCGACCCCAGACCUCACCCCCGCCCACCUGCACCAGCACCAAUGGCAACGGUCUCCAAGAUCAGUCUUUUGUGGACUCUAGCAAGUACUCCACAGCCAGCUCGCUGCAGGGCCUGGCCUUCUCCUGAAUGAUUCCUGGAAUGAUCGUUCCUCCCAUGUAAGCGGUGCGUGUGUGUGAGGUGAGGAGAAGGACACACACACCCAGACAUGGAUCUCAGCAUGUACAUAAGGCUCCGGUUUAGGACUGGAUCGUCAGUCCUGCAUUGAAGGAAUGGAACCCGUAACUCAGGCCCUUUUUAAAAGGAAUCACAUUUGAACAAAAAAAAAAAGAAGACGAAGAAAAAAAAAACGGAGAAAA